AUGUCUUUUGCUCCUCUCGAAAUCGUCACCGACACUGACUUGCAGAAUCUCGGUAGAUGCGUAUGGAAUUGGCGCCUGUGCGGCAACUGCGAUGGUAAAUCGACUUGCAAAGCACCGGUAUGUCCCUGGAUGCACAAAGAUCGCGUCCAAUCAGCCUUGUCGCGAUAUGAACGUCUUUGUUCAUGCUACGUACCAUUCUCCGCAGCACGACAGGGUUUGGAAAAUCACCAGGAUCUACUCGAUAUCAUGAAUCAAAUUAAAAACAAUCCGGAUGAGUCGAAGGAGCACUUAAUGAAACAGCACUUUGCCGAUGUUAAUUCCGUUCCAGUCUCAGACCAGGAGAAGGCAUACAAUUUGGGCCUGAGUGUGCUGUUGUCCCUGAAUUGUGGCGUACCAAACGACUGCACAGAUAACCUGGAGGACAGCGCCGAUGCGAUUCCGUGGUUGACCGGGCAGUCAGUCAAGGCAUUUAUUGAUGAAGCCUUUGGGACAAAAGCGAUGGUGGACGUCGAAUCGGUGCUCACGUCAGACUUCACCGCGAAACGUUUGACGAGCAAGGCUGGAUUGCGCUUCCAAGCAACGGACGACCUUCGCAGCCACCUGAAACUGGAUCUAAGAACGCGGAGGGUCUAUGUGUAUGACAGCACAACAGUUUUGGAAGAGAUGCUUGUAGCAACGAAGCAAAGCUCUCAGGACAGCACGCUUCCUCGGGCAUUAGUAUUGGAGGUUCUUUACACGAUCUACAAGGUUCUGUUCCCUCCGGGCCGUGAGUCGGAAGUUUUCGCGUCUUAUCUGACGAACAAGCGUGGCUUCGAGAAGAAUUUCUUGCGCUACAAGAUGCGUUCGUUCGGGCGAUACGACGACCCCGAGAUCGAUUACUCCUACUUUGGCGAGCGGUUGAGGGAGCUGCAAAACGAGCUAAAAGAUCCAAGUCCACGCAACUGGUUCGAGCGACUGUUCGAGGGAGGAACGAAGAGUGCUGAACGGAAUAUGUUGAUGGCAACGACGAUUGGUGUGUUCAUCGCAGUCACGAUCGGCCUAUUCGGAUUGGUGCUGGCUGGGUUCCAAGCUUGGGUGGGGUACCAGCAGUGGAAGCACCCGGUCAAAGAUUCGUAA
Molecule: messenger RNA, 1116 nt
Organism: Didymella exigua CBS 183.55
Lineage: Eukaryota; Fungi; Ascomycota; Dothideomycetes; Pleosporales; Didymellaceae
Exons: 1
Coding region: 1-1116 (371 amino acids)
Source: RefSeq, a predicted model, not a curated record